GAAUUGAGUUGGGCCAUGCCGCUGCUGAGACCGGCUGCGCUUGUGACACUGAUGAGAGGCGCGGGGAACGGCGGGCGGCGGGCGGGAAGCGGGGGCGUCCGCCGGUGCCGGGAUUCGCCGGGGGUUUUGCAGAUCCCUUCGCUUUUUUCAGCCCCCCAGGUACGACGGUGUUCGGCCCCCCCGCAGCCGGUGAUCGCCGCCAAGCAGCCGUUCCCGGUGGAGCUGAAGGCGGGGAAGAAGUACGCCUGGUGCGCCUGCGGGCACAGCAAGAACCAGCCUUUCUGCGACGGGGCCCACAAGAAAGCGGCCCCGGGGAUCUCCCCGCUGCGCUUCAUCCCGGAGGAGGACAAGACGGUCUGGCUGUGUGGGUGCAAGCGCACCCGCUCCCCCCCCUAUUGCGACGGCACCCACAAAGAAGAGGCCGUGCAGAGAGCCCAGCUCCCCACGCAACCCUGACACGGCUGCACCCCGCAGGGAUGGAGGUCACAGAGCCCACGGGAGCUCGGGACCACGGGGAUGUUGAGUCCUCUCUCAGGUUUGGGAGGAGAUGCUCAGCUCCCAUCCCAAUUAACCUUAAUUACUGAGCUCUGAGGGCUGCCACCAGCUGCAGCAAACCAGCCUCGCCCCACCACGGGGGCAGCGAUUUUGCCUUCUGCCCGGCUGGGACCCUGCCAGGGAUAACGAAGGCUUAGCAGUGGCUGCGGAAAAAAAUAAUCCACUGGAUAAUGGGACCUUCAGGAGUGGGUUUGCAUUGCCAGAGCUGUGGGUGCCCACCGGGAUGCGGGACGGAGGGAGCCGGGCGGAUGCAUCUGUACAGGCGGACGAAGGGAAUGACAGUCUGCAGCAUUUAUUACAUUUACAAAGCUGUAUAGUUAUACAAAUGUUUAACCAAUAACAAUAUAUGAAUAUCAGAAUAUAUUACAAGACAUUAAAACAUCGUACAGGAUGCAAA
Messenger RNA from Harpia harpyja (harpy eagle), 952 nucleotides. RefSeq names its product CDGSH iron sulfur domain 3 (gene CISD3). Lineage: Eukaryota; Metazoa; Chordata; Aves; Accipitriformes; Accipitridae. Gene Ontology annotation, cellular component: intracellular membrane-bounded organelle. Gene Ontology annotation, molecular function: 2 iron, 2 sulfur cluster binding. The record is from RefSeq and is a predicted model, not a curated record.